This is a messenger RNA of Lasiosphaeria miniovina, 327 nucleotides long. RefSeq lists its product as uncharacterized. The transcript is spliced from 4 exons. The record is from RefSeq and is a predicted model, not a curated record. The coding region runs from base 1 to 327 and encodes 108 amino acids. NCBI's taxonomy places the organism in Eukaryota, Fungi, Ascomycota, Sordariomycetes, Sordariales, Lasiosphaeriaceae.
AUGGUGUUGCAUAUCCACGAGAAGUGGGAUAAAAAGGCUGCAGCAGAGGUCGCCGCCGACAAUAAUAAUGAACCUGGCGAUGACGAUGAUGAUAGUACUCCCGGCGUUGUGAAUCGCCUCAACCGCAUCGCGGUCGACGAAGUCCCUAUCGGCCGCGUGCCUGACGAAGUCGAUCCCGAUUUCUACGGCAUCAACACCGACGCCGGCGCCUACGUCUACCGGCCGCUUCAACCCCACGGCGCGCAGGGCGCGAGGAGGCAUUACAAAGGCUUCUACGCGCGGUGCAACAACCCGUCGUACUACGAGGGCUUUGGCCACAGCCUUUGA